UUGAGAUGAUCAGUGUCAUUUGUCAACUGUCUGUGGUUUUAAUGUUGUGGCUGAUCAGUGUAUAUGCUAAAGGAAGCUUGUUAUAUUGCCCGUUAUUUCAUAAACAAAAAAAUCUCAGCUGUGGCUGAACAUGAAGUCUACACAGUAAGAACAACAGUAAAAAUAACAAUACAAUGAAAGUAAACCAAGUAAUGGUUGACCUAAUAGUAUUAGGAAGAUGUAUUUUUUGCCGAUGAUGCGGUUCUGUUGGCUUCAUCGGCACAUGACCUUCAGCGAGCACUGGAGAGGUUUGCAGCCCAGUGUGAAGCAGCCGGGAUGAGAGUCAGUACCUCCAAGUCUGAGGUCAUCUUUCUCUGCCAGAAACCGGUUGAUUCUUCGUUUUAGGUUGGGGUGAGUUAUUUCCCCAAAGCAAAGGAGUCAAAGUAUCUGGGAGCCUUGUUCACAAGGAAGAUAGAGUGUGACAUGGACAGACAAACUGAUGAAGUCUCAGCAGUAAUGCUGGCAUUGUAGUGUACCGUUGUGAAGAAGAAUCUCAACCAGAAGGUGAAGCUUGCAAUUUACCAAUCCAUCUACAUUACAACCCUCACCUAUGGUCAUGAGCUCUGGGUAGCGACUGAAAGUAUGAGGUUGCAGAUACAAGUGACCUUCGUAGGAUGGGUGGACUCAGCUUUAGAGAUAGAGUGAGUAGCUUAGACAUCCAGAGGGAGCUUGGCCACUGGCCCUUGGCAUUGAAAAGAGCGAGUUGAGGUCAUUCAGGCAUCGAAUUAAGAUGCCUACUGGACAUACUCCUUGAAAGGUUUUUUGAGCAAGUCCAACCCUAAGAUGACUCUGGGCUAGACCCAGAACUUGAGGGCGGUAGUUCCUAUCUCAUUUGGACUCUGAACAUCUUAGGAUCUCCCAGUAGGAACUGGAAAACAUUGCUGGAGAGAAGAACUUCCAAAAUACCCUGCUUUGCAUCCUGCCACCGUGACGAAAUUGAAAUGACAAGCAAGUUAGUCUCAGAUACGUCGGUUAGUGUAAAGACUGGAUUGACUGACAGUAAUCCACAAAUCACAAACUAAAUCAGCAUACCACAAAUUAACAAUCAUCAAACACAUCUGUCUACAUCUGCUGCUCACAGAUGGGACAAAAUGGUGGCCUUUAACAAAAUCGGUUAAACUGUAACUGUCACGAACCAUUUGUGAACAGGGGUUGCUAUAGUGACAAAAAAAAAAAAACAGCCUUUGAUGUCAGAAAAGACAAAUCUGGAGGUGUCAAUAGCGCAUCAUGCUACAGGGAGCAGCAGUCAAGCAGCCAUGCAUAUAAUGUACCUGUCAUCAUGUGUCACUGCUCAUAUUUGAGCAGGAGGCUGCAGCUGACUCUAAGUUCUCUCCUACAUACAUCACAGUGCUAUCGUUCUAUACUUCCAGCUCCUGGUCACUCUAUCCCACCUCUUUAAUUAUGCAUACUAAGAAGGACCCCCAUCUGAGGUUUGGGUCCUGGUGGUGCUGCUCCUUAGUCUUACUGUUUAUUGGCUGCCAGAGUGAACAGACGGACUUCGGCUGCUAGACUUUCUGCAAUAUUAUUUUAUUUUUUAGAAUAUUGAUAUUGUAUUUUUCUCGAGGUUAACAUUUUUUUUCAUCAUCUGUCACAUUUCUGGUGAUUUGACGGUUUCAGGAAUAUAUUUAAACAGGAGCUGCUGCAGCUUUGUGACACUGGAGUGUGAAUGAGCAGGACCAACAUGGAGAACAAUAAGCCAGUGAAGGAGGUGCUCCCGCUGCCUCGCCACCCCACCAUACUGCCUGCAGCCUCCCCAUCUCUGACUCCUGCUGCCAUGUCAAAGAAAUUCACCACAGGCUCCAUCCAGCAUGUCCAGGUGGCCUCUUCAGUGGUGACAUCGCUCAAUCAUCUGAAGCCUCCAGAAAGGGACCUCACGCUGAUGUCUCACAUGAAGUCUAUUAAGUCUCUGCGGCAUGCUGGCAUCACUGCAGUCUUCACUGGACAAACGAAGCUUGAUGGUGAGGAGGUGCUGAAGGAGUUACCAAUCGUCGAUGUGAUCCUGGCUGACAUUGACUCCCUGGUGCCCACUCACGAUGAAACCGGUCGGCCAAUCGCAGAGUGGAAGCGACAGGUGAUGGUGCGGCAGCUGCAGGUCAGACUGCAGGAUGAGGAGGAGCAAAGGAGACAGGACGUGGCUAACGGCUACACACCAGUAGACGGCUGGAAGUACUCUCAAACUCACAAUGCAGUCUUGGGGCCCUUUGGUGAGCUUCUAACAGAGGAGGAUCUGGUGUAUCUGCAGCAACAGAUUGAGUCUGUUUCACUGCAGAAACGCUGCCAGGCCUAUGAGCUGGAGCUGACCAGGCUGACUGAGGAGCUCAGGUCAAUUUUACCUGAUCCUAUUGUCAACAUUUCCCUCAACAAAGAGGCCCUGCAACAGAUGGACUCUGAGGGGAAAAUGCCCCCGACUCUGCCACUCUGGUGCAGUCGUGUCUCGGAGAUUGUUAGGAGUAUGUCUCUGCUGGUGGCUAAUCUGACUCCAACCACAGAAAUAGAGGGUGAGAGGAUGAUAGUGGAAGGCAUGAUGGAAGGGAUAAAAGAUGGAUCAGGAACCGAUUUAGGACAGGGAUUCAUGCAACAGGGCCCUGAGACAGCACAUGUGGAGAGCUCUAGUGGAUGUAGGAUACCACACAUAGGGAUGGCGUCUGCCUUUAGCCAUCGUUUGGAGAGCAACAACUACAGCAGAGCACGGAGGGAAAGGGUGGAGAGGGAGAUCCAGCAGUCUGGGGUGUCAGUAAAAAUUCUCAGAUCCAACUUUGAGGGUCAGAUAGGCAGCAUUUACCCCUUUGCUGGGAUCAUAAAAGGAGGACAGGUAGCGGUUGGCGCUCCAGGAGGAAACAACCACAGUGCCAACACAGGCCUUAGCUGUGAAGUCAGCCAAUGUGGUGCGCCCCAAAAACUUGUACCUGUAAUGGAAACUACCAGCUUAAGAAAAGAGAGAAUAGUGGUGCUGUUCCUGAGCCACUGGAAGAAGUCUGCAUACGCUAUUUCGGUGAGAGCAGCGAGGCAGAGGCAGGAACCGGCUGCAGUGUUAGUAGCACAGCCCCAACAGAAAAUCACCUCCAUGUUUCGGUUUUGCCAACAACGAGGUGCUGUGGACAAAAUGUUAAACUCCUGGAAGAAUAAACUAGAACUCAAAGAUGCUCAGAACUCGUGUUUAUCCUCCUUCUCACAAAACCCGCCCCCUCAGGUCACCUACUCCCCCGAACAAUUCCUGCCAGAUUUGGACGGUGUUGCAAUGAGCCACGACAGCUUGACCCUCGACCUCUUUAUGCUGGGGUACUUCCACAUCUUAGAGCAAGACCUGUCGCCUGAGGAGAGGAAGAUGAGGCAUCUGCUCUGCUUCGAAGUCUUUGACCAUGUUGGCAGUUUCCCCUGGGAGAAGGUGCGAGACUUCCACAAGGCUGUUCUAAGGGAAAUCCAGGCUGGGAGGCGACAGUGGAGCGACGGCUUUGAGGACAUCAAAGUUCGCUUCUUUGGUGAAUCAAAACCGUGUCGCUGUCCAUCAUCAUCAUCAUCAUCACUGGUGCCAGACUCCAGAUUAGUACCCAAGGUUAUAGUUCAAAGUGCGACUCCAGAUGAGAGUUGCAGUGACACAGACUUCACCGGCUUUAACAAUGAGGACAUCUGUAAAUAUAUUGACCGAAGUUUUGCUUUUUGGAAAGAGAAGGAAGCAGAGCUGUUUGAUUUUCAACAUUAGGUUUAAUAGCAUUUUUGCACAAAAUGAUGUUGAUGUGUUUGUUUUGGCAAACUGAUUGGAGCUUAGUAAAAUUCUGCUGAGAAUGCCUGACUGACGUACUGUUAUUGCAAUAGAAAUUAGAGACUUGGGUAGUUUGCGUAGGCUUCCUGCACCCAGUUAUGCCGCUUCUGCAAACAGAAAAAGAUUUCUAUGAUUUUUUCAUUUAAAAAUGUCUCAUGGUAUUUUUAUUUACUGACAGCAGGGCCAAAGAAAACAUUUCAUACCGUUGGAUUCAGCUGGUAAGAUCACAGAGAAUUCUUAAAAUCAAUUUGCACUCUGUUACUUACUUAAAGACGCAAUCCACUGACUUAACAUAUCAAAGUUGAUUAGCUAUAAAAAGUGACUUUUAAAAUGUUUUCUGUCAAAAAAAUUGUUAUAUUUUAUUUUUUCCUCCCAAUUCAACAACAUACCUCUGUAGUGGCAUCCCUUGGGGACUGUGAGUUGAUCUGUG
Molecule: messenger RNA, 4229 nt
Organism: Amphiprion ocellaris (clown anemonefish)
Lineage: Eukaryota; Metazoa; Chordata; Actinopteri; Pomacentridae
Gene: espnlb
Product: espin like b
Exons: 6
Coding region: 1706-3739 (677 amino acids)
Biological process (GO): actin filament bundle assembly
Cellular component (GO): cytoplasm
Molecular function (GO): actin filament binding
Source: RefSeq, a predicted model, not a curated record